Molecule: messenger RNA, 2247 nt
Organism: Micromonas pusilla CCMP1545
Lineage: Eukaryota; Viridiplantae; Chlorophyta; Mamiellophyceae; Mamiellales; Mamiellaceae
Exons: 7
Coding region: 1-2247 (748 amino acids)
Biological process (GO): DNA replication initiation; double-strand break repair via break-induced replication
Cellular component (GO): nucleus; MCM complex
Molecular function (GO): ATP binding; 3'-5' DNA helicase activity; single-stranded DNA binding
Source: RefSeq, a predicted model, not a curated record
AUGUCCGGAUGGGACGAGGGCAACGUGUACUUCACGGACAGCGGCCUCGCGGGCGACGGCGACGCGCCGGGCGGCGGCGGCGGCGGAGACGCGCUCGGAGUCACCCCCGGGCAGGCGAGGCGGAAGUUUGCCGACUUUUUUCGAAACUUCAGGGGCGAGCCCACGGCGGACUACCCGGACGGGCGGCUGACGUAUCGCGACGCGCUGGAUCAGGCGAUGCCGCCGCAGGAGCUCACGGUGCUCAUGGACGACGUCAUAGCGCACGACCCCGAGCUCGCGAAGGAACUCCGCGCGCGCCCGGACACGUACGUCCCCGUCCUCGAGGCUGCAGCCGUGGAUGUCGUGGAGUCGCUCCGCAACGAGUCCGCGAUCAAUCCGCAAAACGAUCCCAACUCCACCGCCGUGGUCGCCGGCGUCGGCGGCGCGGCGGCGCACUUCGCGGAUCACGUCGAGAUCCAGGUGCACCUCCUGAGUCACGAGAACCCGCGGCCGCUGCGGUCGCUGAGCAGCAAGGACGUCUCGAAGAUGGUGUACGUUCCGGGCAUCGUGAUCACGACUUCGAGGGCGAAAUCGAAAGCAACGCGGCUGUGCAUUCAGUGUAAGACGUGCCGGAACACGAAGCACAUCGCGUUGGGGGGCGGGUACGCCGGCACGGUGGUCCCGCGGUUCUGCGACGGCGCGGGCGGCGGCGGCGGCGGCGCGGGCGGCGGCGGCGGCGACGGCGCGAUCGGCGACGGCGGAGGCUGCGGGAUCGACCCUUUCAUCGUCCUGCCGGAUAAGUCGAAGUUCAUGGACCAACAGACGAUGAAACUGCAGGCGCGUCCCAUCUAUCUCAACGAGAACCCGGAGGACGUCCCCGCCGGGGAGAUGCCGCGGCACCUCCUCAUCGUCGUCGAGCGCAACCUCGUGCAGUCGAUAACCCCGGGCACGAGGGUGAAGGUCAUGGGGACGUACUCGUUGGGGCCGUCGGGGGGCAAGGGCGCGAAAGAACGCGGCGGCGGCGGCGGCGUGUCCAUCUCGCAGCCGUACCUGAAAGUGGUAGGGCUGGCGCAGGAGAGCGAGGGCGCGCGCGGGAACGCGCACUUCACGGACGCGGAGCACACGGAGUUCAAGGCGUUCGCGGCGCGGCCGUUCAAGGAGGUCAUCAAAGACAUCCGCAGCCGCAUCGCGCCGGCGAUUUUCGGAUCCGACGACGUCAAAGCCGCCGUCGCGAGUCUGCUCUUCUCCGGCGCGAGAAAGACGACGAGAGACGGCGCGAGGCUGAGGGGCGACGUGAACGUCCUCCUCAUGGGCGACCCGUCCACGGCCAAGUCGCAGUUUCUGAAGUUUGUGGAAAAGACCGCGCCGAUAUGCGUGUACACCUCCGGCAAGGGUUCCUCCGCCGCGGGUCUCACCGCGUCCGUGAUCAGAGGCGGCGACGGCGAGUUUUACCUCGAAGGCGGCGCGAUGGUGUUGGCAGACGGAGGGUGCGUGUGCAUCGACGAGUUCGAUAAGGGCCGCUACGACGACCUGAAGACCGCGCAGGAGAACAUCGACCUCCAGACGACGAUUCUCUCGCGCUUCGACCUCAUCUUCAUCGUCCGCGACGAGCGCUUAUACGAGCGCGACUUGCAGAUCGCGGAUCACGUUCUGUCCAUGCACGCGAGCGCCGGCGACGACCGCUCGCUCGUCCUCGCCGGCGGCGGAUCCGCGCUAAACCCGGAGCAAGAGCGCGAGCAGAAAUUUCUGAAGCGGUACAUCGAGUACUGCCGGUCGCAGUGCUCGCCUCGCAUCGUCCCUCGAAGCGCGAAGAUGCUGGAGGACCAGUACGUGAAAUACCGGCAGGAGAUGCGCGAGCGGGCGAAGAAGGGCGGCGCGCCCGCGGUGCCCAUCACCGUCCGACAGCUCGAGGCGAUCACGCGCGUGAGCGAAUCCCUCGCGAAGAUGUGCCUCCAACCGCACGUCACGGAGGAGCACGUCCAGGAAGCUCUGAGGCUGUUCGAAGUGUCCACGAUCGACGCCGCGCGAAGCGGCGUCGCGGAGAUGGUCGUGCUCACGCCGGAGCAGCGCGAAGAGCUCACUCGCGUGGAGACGAUGAUCAAACAAAAGCUCGCCAUCGGCGCCACGGCGAGUAAGCGUCACCUCGUCGAGGACCUCUCCCGGCUGGGCGUGAACGAGUGGGCGGUGAUGCGCGCGCUCAUGGUGAUGGCGCAGCGGGGGGAAGUCACCGAGCGCGCGGAGGGACGGCGCGUCACGCGGGUGCAUUAG